Messenger RNA from Manis pentadactyla (Chinese pangolin), 7873 nucleotides. It is a transcript of the gene AS3MT, whose product is annotated as arsenite methyltransferase. The transcript has 11 exons. The record is from RefSeq and is a predicted model, not a curated record. Gene Ontology annotation, molecular function: arsenite methyltransferase activity. Gene Ontology annotation, cellular component: cytosol. Lineage: Eukaryota; Metazoa; Chordata; Mammalia; Pholidota; Manidae. Bases 4198 to 5523 code for a protein of 441 amino acids. Gene Ontology annotation, biological process: toxin metabolic process; arsonoacetate metabolic process.
GUGGGCAAGGGCUCUGCCCUAUGCCGAGCAGUUCCCUUUCCUCCCUCUGCUCUUCCUUGCUCUCUACUGCCUGCACGGCUGCUGCCGUUCACUACUACUCUUACCUUAAUGAAUUCCUUCCUUACCUGCAUCUUGUCUGACCUGGUCGAGAUUUCUUAAUCAGAGUCAAGAAUCCUUCCCUGGCUGGGCUGAGGUUUCACCUAGCGCAAGGGGUGAGACCUACCCAGACAAGAGCUGCCUAAUUUCCAAGUUGGACUCAACUUGGAAACAAAUGGUUAUCUUUCAUAAAUAGGAGGGCGAGUUUAGAGAGAAAAAUUAUGUUUUAUUAACACACCUUUUGGCAUAUUCAAGUCUAGCUCUGAUUAAUUGUCUUUGAGGGCUUUCUGUUUGCUUAAUAAAUUGUACUAGAUCUUGAAUUCUCCUGGUUUCCUCAAAUACCUGGUUAUGACUCUCCAAAUUAAUGUUUCCAAUUUUCUCCCAUCCUUUUGGUUUAGAAACACAAAGAAUUAAACUUGUGUUUUUCCCUGAAGCUCUGCAAGCUAGAGCUAGGGGAUUUGACACAGACUUCAGAGGCAUCUUCAAGACAGCCCAUGUUUAGAUAAUCUCCAUACCUGUUACUGUGUGGGCCAUUCGGAAAGAUCACCAAAGACAUCCAAAAUGCAAAGGAGGAAAAUCAAAUUACCAGUGCAUGGACUCACCCUGUCUGUGAAGAUGCUUAAAGUUUGACAUCUAAAAAUCUCACUGGCAGCACUCAGGCCUCAGACACUGGAUUUAUGAUUUGCUCCAACCAUCAACCUUGUUUUUCUUUUGCUCCUGUAGAAAUGCCUCUGAUUGCUUAGAAAAGAUAGGCCUAACUUUGGGAGCCAGCCUACAAGACUGUGUCCUGAAAUGAGAUACAGCCGACUCACUGAACCGACCUAUUCUCAAGACUGGUUUUGGUUAUUGUUUCUAUGACACCCUAACAGAGAAUCUCAAAGGUUGCCAAUCUUUAGAAAAAUGAAGUCUGGGUACCUGAGUUUAUUUUCAACAGCAGGUUAUAACAACUUCAGCUUUAGCUAAUAAUGGUUCACAGCUUUCAGCCAGUCCCAACUCUGGAAAGUCCAGUCCUCUACUGAUCCUUUGGUCAAUCAGGGAGAUACUUCUAUUCCUCCCGAGUAUGAGGAUUUAUGGCCCCAUCUAGCAGGAAGAAGUUACAGAAGACAGACCUUUGGGCUUCAUCACCCCUUAUGAAAAGGAGAAUAAAAUCCCAGAGGGGAAAUGAAGCAGGCAGCAAUUGAACAAGAGGGACUGCAUUUUGGAAUGAGCCUCCAUCUUGAGACAUGUACCUAACUUGAAAACAUUAGCACCUGAUCAAGCACAAGUUUUAGGUCACUUGACCUGUGACGAUUUAUUAUUAACAUUGUUUUCUCCUGAAAGCCUCUAUUCUAGGGCAUCAAAAGGAACCUUUUGACUAACAGACUGUGAGAUUAUAAACUGAUGUCUGUCAAACGUCAGAGUAGUGCCUUACCUGAAGACAUAUUGGCAGGAAAACAUUAAGAAAGAUUGAUCAUUGCAUACCUCAGAACCCCUGGACCUUCAGAGACUGCCUUUAUAUACCCCACACCAUUUUCCUUUCCAGUGGGCCUGACCUCUCUCUUUCUUGUCAGCUAUCUGUAGUAAAUUCUGUCUGCUUUCUAUCUUUUGAUUUUGGUGUUUAUUUCUAUCACAUUGAAAUUCAAGAACCUGGUCUUUGGGGGUCUAGUAACACUAGUAUCAAAAUGUGUACCUCCUUACAAAGAUGUAAUAUUACAAAACUGACAUUUCAAAGAGAAUAUAUCCAGACUGGUUAUGAAAAAUAAUCCAUAAAUUGUCAAAAAUAACCAAUUAAAAUCUUGUCAUUUUCUUCCAAAAGAAAAAUGGUUUUCCUGAGACUUUUCCAAUGAUGGAACAAAUAAUUUCCAAAUACUCCCAGAGUAUAGAAAAUGAUAGUAAGAUACCCAGUUCAUUUGCUGAAGUAAAUGUGAACUUCAUUAAAAAAAAAAAAAGAAAAGAUAUUAGCAAGGAAAUUUCGGAGAUUAUUUAUGAACAUAGAUGCAAAAGUCCUCAUAAAUCUCAGAAAAAUCGAAUAGAGAAAUAUUUUGAAGAAUUGCCAAAAUAGUUCCGGAAUUACAAAAUUGAUAUAAUCCUGCAAGACACAUUAUAUUAAUAAGAAACAAUAAAAUUGUGUUAUCACUGUAAUGUACACCAAAAAGGCAUUUGAAAAAAUUCAGCUUCUAUUUCUAAUGAAAACUAAUUUCUUUCUAAUAGUAUGUUUCAAAAACUAAGAAGCAACAUACAAUAUUUGAUGAAGGAGGAAGACUCCUAGACCCCCAGAAUAGCAGCUAUUAGGUGCUUCCAAAAUGAUGAAAUUCUGGUUCCAUGUUUCACAGAUGAACAUAGCCAAGGAAAUGAAAUAACUUACCUAAGGUCACUCACUGAGUUUGAUGGUAGGUCUUUUGACUACUAGUCUAUCUCUGUAUUAUCUAUUAAAUUCCUUAUAAAUAGAAACAAGGGUGCUACCUGUCAUUUCUAGCAUUUAACAUACUACAAAAGAAAGGGUCUUGGAAGUAAUUGGAUCCAAGCCAUUUACCCCUGCUACUGCAUCGCUCACAAGUAAACUUCCAGUUGGUCAUCUAGCUUGAAUGCAUCCAAUUUUGGGGGAAUCCUUAGGGAUGCUGGCCAUUUUGGAAAGCUCUGUGUGAAAGAUGAUUCUGUGUACUGAACCGAAACCCACCUUUCUGGACCAUCCUGGAAUUAUCAGGCCAGUAGCUUCAAGGUGGGAUGUGAGGAGGUAUGCACAAGGGCAUCCCUGGAGGCAAGGGAAGAAAAUAUGAAACUUUCUGCUUAUGUUUUAACAUUAAAAAAGAAAUCAGUUCCUUCUGAUAUUUAAAAUAUGGCUUGAUAUGAGAGCUGUAAAUUGGUCUUGUAGUAUAUACCAUCUACAUAGCGUACCUGUCAUUUAACAGGGUGAUAAUAGCCAGCAAAACUAAACAAAAACCUGUGGCUGAGGUAUUGACCAAUCAGAAUGAAAGAUGGUCACAAGCAAUCUGGUCCAAAAUCAGCCCUGCACACUAGACUUUUAAGGGAAAACUGGGAAUAAUUUGAUGGUGAUUUGCUUUAUUGCAGUUCAUCUGUGUGGUUAAGUGGAUAUAAGGCUUAUCAAAUGAUUCUUGUGAAUGACCACAAAUUGAAGAUAAUAUAAUCAAGCAGUACAAGUGAACAAGUUGGAAAUGAGAGAGCCCUUUCCUUAACCUCCCACUAAUCUGUCUCUUCAAGAUAAAGAUACCAUUUUAACAAUGAGUGAGAAAGUGACUGCUUUCCUAAAGGAACUAAUUUUAUAGAGAGAGAAUUUUGAAAACUAAUAUUUAGGAGUAUUUUCACCAUUGUAUGAUUGCCAAAAAAUCUGGUAAUCUGUAAUUUUACACAAUAGUAGGAAAUACUCUAACCUAUAAAAAUAUUCCAUCAAGGAUUGUUUCCAUGGAUUUAACUCGUUAAAGAUAUAAAAAUACUAUACCUUCCCAUUAAUAUUUAACCGACAUCAGAAGAGAUUGUUCCUGGCAGAUGAGACUGAAAAAUGGUGAAUCUUCCACUGUAGAUAUCUUUCACCUGGAGCCCCUUAGCUCCUUACUAUUCUAGUGAAUAGAAAUACUUCACCACCACAAAAGGAAGCAAGACACAAAUAAUGGGGGUAGAAGAACAAAAAAAACGUCCUGCAAGAUCAAAUAACAAUACCUAGAAAACAAGUGAAUUGACCAAAAAUUACUAGAUGUUAGUUAAAUACUAACUUAGCAAAAUUGCUUUCCUAAAUACAAAUCAGAAUAGACUGAGAAGGGCUCUGUGCUGUAUGAUUCCAUGGCUAUGACAUUCUGGAACAGCAGGGAGAACAGUUCUAUGGUUUAGGAGUUGGGGUUGGGAGCAGGGGAUUUACUGCAAAGGGGCAUGAAGAAACUUUUGCGUGACGGCCUUGAUUGUGGUGAUGUUCAUCAGAAUUCACAGAACUGUACCCUAAAGAAAGAUGAAUUUUACUGGAUGUGAGUUGUAUCUCAGUGAUCUGACUUCGAAAAAUAGAUGGAGAAAAGGUGACUUCAUCCCCCAAAGGGGAAAAUCAUAUGUGUCAGUGUUCAUUUGCGUCAGAGUAAUGAGGUUUAUACAGUGGAACAAUAAAGGAAGAUGGUAUGAAUGGUAGUAGCCUGUUCCUGGUUGAAAAGACUAAGUCUGGAUGACACUGGGUCCAGAGAUGUGGGCGCCGCCGGGUGGAAGCGGAAGUGGAUCCCUGAAGCCCUGUGGGUCGGAAGCCCUCUGGCCAGGGAUCAGCCCUGCCCUCUGCGGGGCUGGGUCUCAAGGGUCCAAGUCCAAGAGUCUGGAGACUUGGGAGACAUGGCUGCCCCUGGCGACGCUGAGAUCAGGAAGGACGUGCAGACCUACUAUGGACAGGUGCUGAAGAAAACGGCGGACCUCCAGACUAAUGCCUGCAUUACCACAGCCAGGCCGGUCCCCAAGCACAUCCGGGAAGCCCUGCAGAACGUACAUGAGGAAGUAGCCUUGAGGUAUUAUGGCUGUGGUCUGGUCAUCCCUGAGCGUCUGGAAAACUGCUGGAUUUUGGACCUGGGUAGUGGAAGUGGCAGAGAUUGCUAUGCACUUAGUCAGCUGGUUGGUGAGAAGGGACGUGUCACUGGAAUAGACAUGACAGAAGGUCAGGUUGAAGUGGCUAAAAAGCAUAUUGAAUAUCACAUGGAAAAAUAUGGCUUCCAGAUAGCCAAUGUGACUUUUAUUCAUGGCUACAUAGAAAAGCUGGAAGAAGCCGGAAUCCAGAAUGAGAGUUAUGAUAUUGUUAUAUCAAACUGUGUCAUAAACCUGGUUCCUGAUAAACAACAAGUGCUCUGGGAGGUAUAUCGAGCGCUAAAGCUUGGUGGGGAGCUGUAUUUCAGUGACGUCUAUGCUAGCCUUGAAUUGCCAGAAGAAAUCAGGACACACAAAGUUUUAUGGGGUGAGUGCCUGGGUGGUGCUUUGUACUGGAAGGACCUUGCCAUCUUUGCCCAAAAGAUUGGGUUCUGCCCUCCACGUUUGGUCUCUGCCAAUCUCAUUACAGUUCAAAACAAGGAACUAGAAAGAGUGAUUGGUGACUGUCGUUUUGUUUCUGCAACAUUUCGCCUCUUCAAACUCCCUAAGACAGAACCAGCCACAAGAUGCCAAGUAAUUUAUAAUGGAGGAAUCACAGGACAUGAAAAAGAACUAAUAUUUGAUGCAAAUUUCACAUUUAAGAAAGGGGAAACUGUUGAAGUGGAUGAAGAAACAGCAGCUAUCUUGAAGCAUUCACGAUUUGCCCAAGACUUUCUGAUCAGACCAGCUGGAGAGAAGUUGCCAGCAUGUACAUCCUGUUCUACUUUACAAUCAAAGGAUGUAAUCACAGAUCCAUUCAAGCUUGCAGAAGAGUCUGGCCACGCCAAGUCCAGAUGCCCCUCUGAUGUUGCUAGAGGCUGCUGUGGUACAGAGAAAAGCUGCUAACACUGCAGCCAACCUGAAGACAGUGGGCUAAGGAAUGAGUUACAUACGUCUUUUUUUAAAUUUUUUUAUACGUCGUUUAACCUGCUCUGCCAUAGCACAGACCACAAGAAAUAAUGAAUGGCAAAAAGCCCACCGUAUUCUAGAUCACUGAUGAGAAAAAAAAGAAUUAUUUUUAGAAGGUAUUUAUUUAAGGUUCACAGCAAAUCAUCUAAGGGCUAGUUAAACGGAAAAUUUUCUCUUAAUUAACUCAAAGUUCUGGUGCCACCUAGUGGUCAUAAAUGGAACUGAGAAACAGUCAAGGCUUGGCCAACUGGCAAAGCUUCAGAAAUAAGCAGUUGGCAGUCUCAGAAAAAACAUCUUACUUCUGCCCUGCAUAGCACCUGUUGGACUUCUCACCAUCUUUGCUCACUGAACAAAGCUCCUACUGAAACCAUGCUAGUCAUGCCAAAAGAUUGCCAGAUCAAAUUUGGUAGGAGUGCUCUUGAAGUAACUGGUCUUUUAAAUCAAACACUUAAAAAAAAUUUUUGCAAUUAAGUGAAAAAAAAAAUCAAAAGUUUUUUUGACCUCGGUUCAUCCUCAUGUAUGACAACAUAAUGACUAUUUCUAGUAAAUUCUAACCAAAUCAGGAAAAGAGUUUGAUUAUUUUUAAAAGAAGAACUAGGAAAUAUAAAAAUGAUAGGUUUUCUUUUCCUCUAGUUUCCAUAAUUAAAGGAGAAAAUUGAGGACUAUUUCAAGGAUGAUUACAUCAUUAGAAAUUAAGAACAUUAAAGUUUUAAGGAUGACUAAAUAAACUGCAGUCCAGUUGUACUUGGAGACUUUGUUGGGGGACACAGAAAGGUAUAAACCAUACAUGAGCAAUGGUCUUUGUCAUCAGAAGCUUAUAGUUCUGUUUUUUAAUAACAGCCUUUAAGCAGUGAGGAGUUUUAGUAAGACAAUCUCAACCAGUUGCUCUGAGCUCUGCAAAAAAAUGAGGAGGGAACUGGCAUGGCCCAGGAGAUUUUUUGUUAAAGGUAUGAGAAUUUUUAGCCCUUGUAAAACAUUGGAAUGAAUUCUAUAGGCCAGAUACCUCUUCUAUAAAGCUGUUAAAAAUGGAGACAUUCUCAGAUCUCUAGGUGGGUCAGCUAUAGACCCUCACUUUACUACUACAUAUAUAUUUUAAGAAUCCUAUUUGACCUAGAAUCUAGGAAAAAUAUGCAUUAGGCAAUAUAAAAUUAAAGUAGAUAUGUUUUGUCCAGAAAAAUGCCAUAAACAGUUAUUUAAAUAUUCAAAAUAGGUGAAAUAGACAACUGGGAACAAAGAACCUUUGUAAGAGAGGUUGCCUCUUUCAGAGUGAAGUUCUUUGAAAGAGUGGAUGGCACGUGACUCAGCUUGUUAGUCUAGAUCUAUAUGGCUGCUACCAGCAUGUGAUGUCAGGACCAGCUAAAGGCCAAUGCUUCCUGUGCUGCCAGAGUGUGGUUUAGGAAGCUGCCUGUAGCUCUUCCAACAGCAGGCAAAUUUCCCCCCAGUAUUUUACUACGGCAGUUUUCAAAUACACGGAGAAGUUUAAGGAAUUGCAGCAACUGCCCAUUUACCUACCACCUGGAUUGUACAUUUGUUAACAUCCUGCAUUCACCUCAUACAUUUUAACAUUACGCUUACUAAGGGCAGAGCCACAGAAACAGGGCCCUAAUUCUUCCAUAGCUACAAACCUUUUCCAAAAGAUAUUGGACUUAAUGGUUUAAGGAGCAGAUUUUCUUUUAAUUGAUUAUUGUAUCAAUGACAGUAUUUCCAGUCUUUCAUUAUCACAGGGAGAGGAUUUAUUUAAAAAUCAUGGAGCCUACAGUGGCUUUUCAGCUUACCUAGUGGGGAGGCCCAGCAGUAGCCCAAACAGGAUCCCCACCUUUAGCCAUGUAUAGCUGCAAAGGGCAUGGCUCUGUGCCAAGACUGCAGCAGAACUUGCCUCUCUUAUUGAUUCUUGGCCUUUCAUGGGAUGGCUCCUGGGAAGCAGCGAAGGUAGUGACUGAUUCUGCCUUAUCAGGUUGGGAGGCCUAUUAAAUGAGUCUGGCAAGGAAUGUGAAUCUAUCCAACCGUUCUUUCAUUUAUUCACUAAAUAUUAAGCACCUGCUAUGUAGUGGGCACUGUCCUAGGCAUGGAUCACUAGUAAUGGAAUAUUAUGAACCCCGUGGGCCAACAGGACAAAAACAGCUAAGCAUGGUUUCUAAACUUCGUUGGCAUCUGUCCUAACCUCUGUGCUUAGCCAAGUUUCUUCAACCCCAUACAUACCCACCCCUCAAUCUGGGCCUAAACAAGGGUCCUUCUGUGGCUCCUGCCCUAAGAGUUAGUAGAGGGAGACCUCAAUAGAUAAUGAAAA